ACGCAGCCAUUAUUUAACCGACCUUUUCCAAUAACGAUUGCACCAAAAUUGACUGCGGAUUUGCAAAUUCUUUACCCCUAAAACAUGCUCCGAUUUUUGCGCUGCGCUCCCACCAUUCAAAGAUUUUAAUUUUUCUCUUCCAAAAUAAUGUGAAAAAUCAGGCAUUUUUGCGGAGAUAUUGAGGAAUUCUUUGCAGAUGGAUUGUUACUUCGUUUUCGUAAAUCCGAAGGGCAUAAUCUGAUUCUUAUAUAUAGACUACAUUUUUGUUCGAUUUUUUGAGAUAAAUGUCUGAAUUGGUGGCACGAACUGGCCGGCAGCAGCAGCGCUACGAGGACGGUUACCGCCUCAUUGCUGGGUGUAUUCCCUUCAAAUACAGGAAUUCUGAAGAUGGUGAUGGUUCACCUGAGAAGGUAGUUGAGGUGCUGAUGAUCAAUUCAACUAGUGGACCUGGUCUUCUGUUUCCAAAGGGUGGCUGGGAGAAUGAUGAGACAGCUGAGGAGGCAGCAGAGAGGGAAGCCAUGGAAGAGGCUGGGGUACGAGGUGAUUUAGUGCAUUAUCUGGGAUGUUAUCCUUUCAAGAGCAAAACACUCCAGGACGAGUGUAGCCCGGAAGGUUUAUGCAGAGCUGCCAUGUAUGCUUUGCACGUGAAGGAGGAACUCGAGUCAUGGCCAGAGAAAAGCCACCGGGAAAGAAGUUGGAUGAGCAUCCGCGAAGCCACGGGAUGUUGCAGACAUGUCUGGAUGAGAGAGGCUCUCGAAGAAGGGUUCUCAAAGUGGUAUGCCAAUGGUAUGAUCAGUACUUUGCCCAGCAAGGACUCUCCGAAUUCUUCAUCAGAUUAGCAUCGAAUUUUCUUAAGUAUGGUACCACAUUAAUAACUGAUCUUUGGUGCCAAAAUUCAAUUUAGUCUCUUUAUUCCCUUUGGAAAAACUAGGAAUGACUGAGAGCGAUAAGCUAAUCAUUUUGGUGGUGUAGGUGCUUAUAUAGUUUGGGAAAAUCUUCGUUAAAUUCAUCUACAUUUUGAAAGAGUUGGAAAAGAUGCAUUGUUUUUGACAGAAUCUCUUGCUUUUUUCUCUUUUGUAAUGUGCAGAAAUCAUCAUACAACAGUUGUAUAUUUCCACCAAA
Messenger RNA from Salvia miltiorrhiza (redroot sage), 1122 nucleotides. RefSeq names its product nudix hydrolase 16, mitochondrial-like. NCBI's taxonomy places the organism in Eukaryota, Viridiplantae, Streptophyta, Magnoliopsida, Lamiales, Lamiaceae. Gene Ontology annotation, cellular component: cytoplasm; nucleus. Gene Ontology annotation, molecular function: hydrolase activity. The transcript has 4 exons. The record is from RefSeq and is a predicted model, not a curated record. The coding region runs from base 285 to 839 and encodes 184 amino acids.